AGCAGCAGGUCAAGAAAAGCUCUGCCCCUAGUUGGUUCCUCCAGCACUUGCACCAGGAAAUUUCUUGCUGUCCCCUGGACUCAUAUCAUGUCCUCUCAUUGGUCUCCUCUCUAAGCCAUUGGGCCUUUCCACCCAAUCCCACCCCCUGGGCCUUGGCAGGGCUGGAGCUGUGCAGCUCCCCUCUCAGGUGGGAGCUCUCCCCAGCCCCUCUGGGCAGCGCUGGCUGAGCCCAAGACCCACUGGAAGUGGCUGCAUCCCCUCUGAUAAGGACCUGCUGGCGGCCAGGGCUGACGGGGCGGAAGCACGUCAACCAGGCUGGGCUGUUCGCAGUGGCCUGCCUGGAGCAUUCGAUCCCUGCCAGGCAGAGGAGGAGGAACGCCAGGACAAUGGCUGGAGCUCAGGGACUGUGGCUGCCGCUGCCUCCCCUCUGGCUCUGGUGCUGGGUCCAGGUGCUGCUGGCUCCCCCAGGGCCGUGGCCAGUGCGGGCCUUCAACUUGCACUCGGACCGUCCCACCAUCUAUGCUGGGCCCAACGACAGCUACUUCGGCUUCGCCAUGGACUUCUUCCAGGGCAGUAAGGGCAGCAUGAGUGUGGUGGUGGGCGCACCCCGGGCCAACACCUCGCAGCCUGGCGUGGUGGAGGCCGGAGCCGUGUACUUGUGCCCCUGGGCGCCUGGCGGGACCCCCUGCAGCAUCAUAGAGUUUGAUACCAAAGGGGACCAGGCCCAGAGCAUGGGAUUCCUCCAGCUGAAGACCUACAAGUCUCACCAGUGGUUCGGGGCGUCCGUGAGCAGCUGGGACGGCAACGUUGUGGCCUGCGCCCCCCUGCAGCACUGGAAUGCCUUCGAGGGCGAGGCCCAGGCUACCCAGACACCCGUGGGCACCUGCUUCGUGGCCACCGAUGGCCUGAGCCGCUUCGCCGAAUACGCGCCCUGCCGCUGCCAUCACAUGGAUGCCAUAUACGAGCACAGCCUCAACGACAAGCGGUACUGUGAGGUGGGCUUCAGCGCCACCAUCACCCACGCUGGCAGGCUGGUGCUGGGUGCCCCGGGAGGAUACUACUUUGCGGGGCUGAUCUACUCGGUCAAUCUGUCGGCAGUCGUGUCCCAAGUCCCCAGCAGCGCCCUGCUCUGGUCCGUGUUCCCGGAGCAGGUCACGGAGAACAUGUACGGAGAUUAUGAGGGCGCCUACAGAGGGUACUCAGUGGCCGUGGGGGAGUUCGACGGGGACCCCGCCACGCCAGAGUAUGUCGUGGGCGUCCCCAACAAGAGAGUGACCUUGGGGGUGGUCGAGAUUUUCAGCGCUAGGAAGUCUCUGGCGCUGGUACAGAGCAUCCAGAGUGAGCAGGUGGCGUCGUACUUUGGUCACACGGUGGCUGUUGCUGAUGUAAAUGGCGAUGGGAAGGACGACAUCUUGGUGGGAGCGCCGCUCUACAUGGAGCAGCACUCCGACCGCAAGCUCUAUGAGGUGGGGUGCAUCUACCUGUACCUGCAGCGCCGGGGUCCCCACCCCUACAGACACCCCUGGCAGACCAUGACCGGCACCGAGGUCUACGGCCGCUUCGGCACAGCCAUCGCUCCUGCGGGGGAUCUGGACCAGGACGGCUACGUCGAUGUGGCGGUGGGGGCUCCGUUUGUCGGGAGCGGCCGUGUGCUCAUCUUCAGAGGGUACAGCGAGGGGCUCCGCACGCCGGCCUCGCAGGUCCUGGAGAGCCCCUUCCCUGGCCGUGCCGCCUUCGGCUUCUCCGUGCGCGGUGCCACCGACAUCGACUCCAACGGGUACCCAGAUGUGCUGGUUGGGGCGUUUGGCGCCAGCAAGGUGGCUGUGUACAGAGCCCAGCCCGUCGUGGUGGCCAGUAGCCAGCUGUUAGUGCCAGAUGUGCUGAACCCUGAGGAGAAGACCUGCACUGCCCACAGGACCCUUGUCAGCUGCUUCCCCAUCCAGCUGUGCGUGGGCAUCAAGGGGAAGAGCCUCCCGGAGAGAAUAAGGCUGGCCGCUGACCUGCAGCUGGACCGGCUGAAGCCCACGUCGGGGCGAAGGGUCUGGGAGCUGCAGACACACCAGGCGGGCCUCAGACUGGAGCUGCAGCUAUCGAGGGAGGCGCCACUCACCUGCCAGAAUCUCACAGCCUACCUGCGGGACGAGGCUGAUUUCAAGGACAAGCUGAGCCCCAUCGUCGUGAGCCUGGCGCUGACCCUGGCAGCUGGGCCGGGCACCGAGGAGCUGGGACUGGUGCUCUACGGGCAGACGGUGGUUCAGGAGCAGACAAGAAUCGUGCUGGACUGCGGCGAGGACAACGUCUGCAUCCCAAAGCUACAGCUUGCCGCCCACACGCCCGUGGCCCAGCUGUUCAUCGGGGCCGAGAACGUGGUUCACAUCCUGGCCGACGCCACCAAUGCGGGCGAAGGCGCCUUCGAGGCCGAGCUGCGGCUGCAGCUGCCACGCGACGCCCACUAUCAGAAAGCCACCAGCAAUGUCCAGGGGCUGGAGAAGUUGAUCUGUAACCUCAAGAAGGAGAACGAGACACGUGUGGUGAUCUGCGAGCUGGGGAACCCCAUGAAGAGCGGGACCAAGAUCGCUGUGGACGUGGCACUCAGCAUCAGUAACCUGGAGGACGCUGGUGACACCAUUGAGUUCCAGCUGCAGCUGUGGAGCAAGAAUAGCCGCAGCCCCCACAGCAACGUGGAGCGGGUGCAGAUCCCCAUCAAGGUCGCCGCGCUGCUGGACCUGCGAGGGAAUUCGCUGCCAGCCACCAUGGUGCUGCCAGUGGCAGGCUGGGAACUGGCGGAGGGCAGCCGCCGGCUGGAGGACCACGGGCCCAAGGUGGAGCACGUCUAUCAGCUGCACAACCAGGGCCCUGGCACCGUGAGCCAAGCAGAGCUGCGGGUGGAGUUCCCGAACCAGUUCCAGGGCGACUUCUUGCUGUACAUGAUGAAGCUCAACACAGAGGGGAGGAUCAACUGCUCCAGCCCCACAGGACUCAACCCUCUGGGGCUGGAGGGCCAGAAAUCAACGGCCUCCCCUGAUCACAACAUGAGCUACCAGCCCGCCCACAGGCGAGAGCGACGGGAGGCGGACAAGGCCGAGGCAGGCCCAGCCACUCUCAGGGAGCCCACCCUGGUGAACUGCAGCAGCCAACCCUGUGUGGCCGUGCUGUGCAAGGUGGAGAUGCUGGAGAGGGACCAGCGGGCCAUGGUGACUGUCCACUCCGUCCUGUGGAUGCAGAGCGUCGGGAAGCGGCCCCAUGACCAGUUCAUCAUCCAGUCGCAGGCCUGGUUCAACGUCUCCGCCAUGCCCUACCGCAUCCAGCCUGAACUGCUGCCCAGCGGACACGCCACGGCCCACACGGAGGUGGUGCGGGUGAGCCCGGAUGCGGAGAAGGAGAUCCCCACCUGGUGGGUCGUGCUGGCUGUGCUGGCCGGGCUCCUGCUCCUGGCCCUCUUCAUCUGCGCCCUGUGGAAGAUGGGGUUUUUCAAGAGAACCCGGCCGCCCAUGGACGACCAGGAGGAGCUAACGAGUGAUGAGACGGGGGAGCCAUGCACCGGGAAGGGCCAGUAGGGGGCACCCCCCAACUGGUCCCCUCCUUGCACUCCUGUCACUACCUCCUGCAAGUGCAGCCCAUGCCUGGGGCCUGUCCCUCAGUAGCAAGGAGAAGCAGAGCUAAUGCCUACGCCAGCCAGACGGACAGACAGCUCCUGCCCCCCCCCCCCCCCGCUCCUCCUGUAGUGCGCACCCUGCCCCUCGCCAGCUGGAGCUCCCCAGCCCACAGCGAUCUCCCCUCCCAGCCAAGAGCAGGUAUGGGCAGGGCUGGCCAGAGGAAAGUGCCCCCCCCCCCGCCAUGCCUGGCUGGGAUCUCAGUCCUGCCCCCUGGCACUCAAGGGGGCGCUGAGACAGCAUCACAGAAUCCCAGGCCAGAAGGGGCCGUUGGAUCAGCUCGUCUGCCCUGUACAGCCCAGGCGCCCGGUGCUGAGCCCAGAGCCGGCAGAGACCAGGAGAGACCGAGCAGGGAAUUGACGAGGAGACAGAUCUACCUCCAAGGCUUCAGAGGAAGUUGGAAACCCCCUGAGGUCCCUGCCCAUCUGCCCUGGGGGAAAUGCCCCAGACGGGGCAGAGCAGUUGGCCCCGGAGCCUGCUGCCCAGCUCUCACAGCCGGGUGCCCUGUGAGCGCUGCCUCUCCUUAGCACCACAUGUUGAUUUCCACCUAGGGGGGUCAAACAGCUGCUGAGGCCCCACCCUUGGAGGGCAGAGCACCAAGCCCCUCGCUGCACCUUUGGGGGAGACAGGGGGGCCUCUCCCAUCCCCACCCACUGCUCCUGCAUCACAGGCCCCCUCCUGGCCAUGGAAUUGUAGCCUCCCUCCUGCUUCCUGCUGUGCAAUAAACGAGCUCCCAGCACCCUGUGCAGAGCGUCCUU
Chrysemys picta bellii (western painted turtle) is the source of this 4411-nucleotide messenger RNA. It is a transcript of the gene ITGA2B, whose product is annotated as integrin subunit alpha 2b. The record is from RefSeq and is a predicted model, not a curated record. Gene Ontology annotation, molecular function: integrin binding. NCBI's taxonomy places the organism in Eukaryota, Metazoa, Chordata, Testudines, Emydidae. Gene Ontology annotation, biological process: angiogenesis; cell-cell adhesion; integrin-mediated signaling pathway. Gene Ontology annotation, cellular component: integrin complex; external side of plasma membrane.